Messenger RNA from Truncatella angustata, 486 nucleotides. Its product is annotated as actin lateral binding protein. Gene Ontology annotation, cellular component: actomyosin contractile ring; actin filament. NCBI's taxonomy places the organism in Eukaryota, Fungi, Ascomycota, Sordariomycetes, Amphisphaeriales, Sporocadaceae. Gene Ontology annotation, molecular function: actin filament binding. Gene Ontology annotation, biological process: actin filament organization; mitotic cytokinesis. The record is from RefSeq and is a predicted model, not a curated record. The transcript is spliced from 3 exons. The coding region runs from base 1 to 486 and encodes 161 amino acids.
AUGGAUCGCAUCAAGGAGAAAAUGAACCAGCUCCGUCUGGAGGCUGACGACAACGCCAGCAAGGUCGAGGAGCUUCAACAAAAGCUCAAGGCUCUCGAGCAGGAGAACCUGGCCAAGGAGCAGGAGAUCACAUCGCUCUCGCACAAGAAUGGUCUGCUCGAGUCCGAGGUCGACAAGCUCGACACUUCGGUCAAGGACCUGAAGAAGACCUCCGAGGAGGGCCAGCAACAUGGUACGCAGAAUGAGACCCUACAACGCAGACUCCAGCUCCUCGAGGAGGAAGCCGAGGAAGCAGAUAAGACUCUUCGUGAGGCCAAUGAGAAGCUCCGCCAAACUGACGUGAAAGCCGGUCAUUUCGAACGCAAGGUCCAGGCCCUCGAGCAGGAGCGCGACCAGUGGGAGGGCAAGUACGAGGAGAUGUCCAAGAAGUACACGGCCUUGCAAAAGGAGUUGGAGGACCUCCAGAACGAGAUCGGCAACAUCUAA